ACAUCACCCCGACAAAUUGCGUUACAUAAAGGGGUAAAAUAGUCAUUAUGUGCAGAGAGAUAGACGGAAGCAAGGUAUCUGAAUUUCCUAAAGCCAUUAUUUCUUCCAAUGAAUAUUAAAAAUCGACAUUUUAAACAAAUCUUCUCCACAUACGCUUUCUCUCUCUAUAUUCUCUCUGUCUUCUCUCUAAAUUUCCCUCUUUUGCAAAUCUAGGGUUUACAGUUUUCAGCACUUUCUCUUAAUUUACACCUAUUUCUUCUCUUAUUUAGGCUAUUUAUCAUAAGAGUUGCUAAGAAAUUGCAGAUCCUUACUGUAAUUUCAACUCAGAAAUCUGUACAUACAAUUUAGUUGUAUAAAUUUGACUUUGAUUGUUCUUCCCUUUGUUUUUACAUUAAAUCCAAAAAAUUAGUCAUAGAAUAUCACAGAUCUACCUAAUUGUUCAUCUUCUGAUUGUAUAUAUACUUCUAUAAUCUCUAAAGUUCUUUCGAACAGCUCAGAAAAUCUUUGAAUUUCAUUUGUUCUUUUAAUUUUAGCUUCUUUAAGGUUCAUCAAUGGCGGUUUCAACGAUUGCGCUGUACGCAAGUCCACCGAGUAGCGUAUGUUCAACACCACAUCCAUGUUCAAUUAAUUCACACUCAUCUUCUUAUGAUUUCGAUCUCACUACUAGAUCUCCUUCAGCAAGCACUCAAUCACCUUCAUCAAACAAUCAACGGCAAGUAAUUGGGGGAUUAUCCUCUCUCCUGAAACACUCGUCGUCGUCAUUGUCAAAUGACGAAUUUACAAAAGUGACCAUGGAAGAUCACAAUCAUUAUCAUCAUAGUCAGAAUCAAUUCAGCAAUUUGAGCAGUUCAUUUCGCUAUUCAAAUUCAUCGUCCUUGAAGCGAGAAAUGCACAGCCCGGUUUCGGUUUUUCAGGGACCGGUAUCGGUUACGAGUAGUAGCUUUAAUGGUAGCGUUGUUUCGGGUUCAUUUUCGGGAUUGGGAGCGUUCCGGGUUAAUAGUACGACGAGUGUGUUGUUGAAUGGGUUUGUGAGGAAUUCGUUAGGGUCGUGUUUGGAUCAUGAUGUUGAUGAGCUUACGUUUAACAUGGAAGAUCAUUUUGUGUUUGGUGAUGGUGUCGUGGAAUUGUUGGCAAGUGCUCAGCUUAGACAUAAGAUCUUUUACGAAGAUUUUGUUAUCAAGGCUUUUUAUGAGGCUGAAAAAGCUCAUAGAGGACAGGUGAGAGCAAGUGGUCAUCCAUAUUUGCAACACUGCGUGGAAACUGCAGUGCUUUUGGCUUCCAUUGGAGCGAACGCGACUGUUGUUGCUGCUGGUUUAUUGCAUGACACGAUUGAUGAUUCUUUUGUGACAUAUGACUAUAUUUUUAGCAACUUUGGAUCUGGAGUGGCUGAUUUGGUUCAUGGGGUGUCAAAGCUAAGUCAUUUGAGCAAGCUUGCACGUGAAAAUAAUACGGCAAAUAAAACCGUUGAAGCAGAUCGUCUCCACACUAUGUUUCUUGCUAUGGCUGAUGCUAGAGCAGUCCUAAUAAAAUUGGCUGAUAGAUUGCAUAAUAUGAUGACACUGGAUGCAUUGCCCUCUCAUAAGCAGCAGAGGUUUGCAAAGGAAACACUGGAGAUAUUUGCACCGCUGGCUAAUAGACUUGGUAUCUCUACUUGGAAAGAGCAACUAGAGAACUUGUGUUUCAAGCAUCUCUACCCAAAUCAGCAUAGUGAAUUGGCCUCUAAGCGUAUGAAGUCAUUUGAUCAAGCAAUGAUCAGAUCUGCUAUUGAGAAACUUGAAGAAGCUCUCAAGAAGGAAGAUAUAUCGUACCACGACUUGUCUGGUCGUCACAAAAGCUUAUACAGCAUUCAUCGGAAAAUGUCAAAGAAGAAUUUGACGAUGGAUGAGAUUCACGAUAUUCAUGGACUGCGUUUGAUUGUUGAGAAUGAGGAUGACUGUUUUAAAGCACUAAAAAUAAUUCAUCAGUUAUGGUCUGAAGUGCCGGGGAAGUUCAAAGAUUAUAUUCAUUGUCCAAAGUGCAAUGGAUAUCAAUCCCUUCAUACUGUUGUGGUCGGUGAAGGAAUGGCCCCUCUUGAGGUUCAAAUACGGACUAGAGAAAUGCAUCUGCAAGCAGAGUAUGGGUUUGCUGCCCACUGGAGGUACAAGGAAGGUGAUUCUAAGCACUCAUCGUUUGUACUUCAAAUGGUGGAGUGGGCUAGAUGGGUGGUCAACUGGCAGUGUGAGGCAAUGAACAAGGACCGGACAUCCCUCAAGCCUCCAUGUAAAUUUCCAACACAUUCUGAAGGUUGUCCAUAUUCCUAUAAUUCGCAGCCUAAUCAAGAUGGACCUGUUUUUGUCAUCUUAUUAGAGAAUGACAAGAUGUCUGUUCAAGAGUUUCCGCCAAACUCCACCAUGAUGGAUCUGUUAGAAAUGACGGGUCAUGGGAGCCCUCGCUCGACAUCUUAUGGUUUCCCUGUGAAGAAAGACUUGAGGCCUCGACUCAAUCAUCUUCCUGUGAAUGACCCCACUUGCAAGCUGAAAAUGGGAGACGUAAUCGAGCUAUCUCCUGCUAUACCUAACAAGUCGCUGAUCGAGUACAGAGAAGAGAUUCAACGCAUGUACAAUCGGGGUUUAUCAGUUUCAGCACCUACCCCUACCACCACUGGUGCUAGUGUGGUGUGCUGGAGAAGUUGACCAAAUUUGCAAAAUGCAACUUUAGUUGUAGGAUUACAGUUGAAUAACACAAAUCUGUUUCUGUAAAUAUAAAAUUUGUACAGAAAAACCUAUUAUGGUUCAUGUAUGUGGGAAUAUAUAGAAUUGUGUCUAACUGCAAUUGUUUAUUUAAUUUCAGAAAUGAAAAGAUAAAAAAGAAAUGUUUUCGUCUGUUCCCACACAUAA
Molecule: messenger RNA, 2876 nt
Organism: Amaranthus tricolor (Joseph's coat)
Lineage: Eukaryota; Viridiplantae; Streptophyta; Magnoliopsida; Caryophyllales; Amaranthaceae
Product: probable GTP diphosphokinase RSH2, chloroplastic
Exons: 6
Coding region: 552-2672 (706 amino acids)
Biological process (GO): guanosine tetraphosphate metabolic process
Cellular component (GO): chloroplast
Source: RefSeq, a predicted model, not a curated record